This is a messenger RNA of Impatiens glandulifera, 2148 nucleotides long. RefSeq names its product probable polygalacturonase. The record is from RefSeq and is a predicted model, not a curated record. Lineage: Eukaryota; Viridiplantae; Streptophyta; Magnoliopsida; Ericales; Balsaminaceae. Gene Ontology annotation, biological process: carbohydrate metabolic process. The transcript is spliced from 5 exons. Gene Ontology annotation, molecular function: polygalacturonase activity. The coding region runs from base 467 to 1864 and encodes 465 amino acids.
GUUCGACCUUGAUCUGUCUAGAUGGUGACACCAGCCUAGCAUUCUCGAUAAAUCAUUGCCCAUGGGACCCAUAUGUUCCUUCCUCUUCCCCUUCGAACUCACACAUCUGUCUAGUGUUCUUACACCUUAGAUCUUUCUUCUUCUUCUUCUUCUUCUUACCCUUUAAUGGUGGCUGUCUUUCUCUUCUCUCAUCUCCUCUCAUGCCCGCUGGAUCUGUUACCAUUCUAUAUUCAGUCACCCAUUACCAUUAUUUAAUUUCCUAUACUUAUGUAAAAGAUUAUAGUCUAGUCUAGUAUACUCUACUCUAAUAGAAUCACAAUCACUGUUUCCAGUCUUCACAAUUCUCCCCCAUCCUUUGGGAGUCGGAUUAGCAAAUCCCAUAUAUUCAAUUGGGUUUUCUUUCACCACCCAUUAUCUCCCUUGUACGUAAUUCAAUUGGGUUUUCUCCCCCAUCUAUUCUCUGCCGAUGACAAGGCAGAAGAUGCACAUGAAGGGGCUAGUAAAUUUGUUUCAGCUGGUGCUGUUUAUUGUUAUAUUUGUGGCCUUAAGCAAAUGUUUGAAGGCUGAUGUAAGUGAAGAAGUUAAAGGAGAAUGUGAAUUAGCUAAGCCUUUGAAGCCUAGACAGCAUAGUGUAUCAAUAUUAGAGUUUGGGGCAGUUGGGGAUGGGAAAACACUCAAUACAGUAGCCUUUCAGAAUGCCAUUUUCUAUGUUAAGUCAUUUGUUGAUAAAGGCGGUGCUCAGCUCUAUGUUCCGGCUGGGAGAUGGCUCACGGCCACCUUCAAUCUCACUAGCCACCUUACACUCUUCCUAGAAAGAGACGCCAUCAUUCUUGGAACACAGGAUUACAGUCAUUGGGAAAUAGAAGAACCUUUACCUUCUUAUGGCCGAGGAAUCGAGCUGCCUGGUCGACGUUAUCGUGGUUUGAUUACGGGUUAUAACUUGACCGAUGUGGUCAUAACAGGCGAUAACGGGACUAUUGAUGGCCAAGGCUCUCUAUGGUGGGAGAAGUUUAGUUCCGGUUCAUUGAAUUUCAGUCGUCCUGAUCUGAUAGAACUGGUUGAAUGCAAAGGAAUUGUCAUAUCGAAUACGACUUUUCUAAAUGCGCCUUCUUGGACUAUUCAUACUGUUUAUUGCAGUGAAGUGUUGAUUCAAAACAUAACAGCCUAUUCUCCUCCUUACUCUCCUUACACUUCUGGAAUAGUACCAGAUUCUUCGGAUCAUGUUUGUAUCGAGGAUAGUAAUAUAACUACAGGUUAUGACGCCAUCGUUCUCAAGAGUGGUUGGGAUGAAUAUGGGAUUUCGUAUGGAAGACCGACAACGAACGUUCAUAUUAAAAAUAUGCACCUAACGUCUUCCACUGGAUCGGCUGUAGCUAUUGGCAGUGAGAUGUCAGGAGGAAUCUCAUAUGUUCAUGCGGAGGAGCUUACGAUUUAUGACUCGUUUGUUGGUUUUUCGGUUAGGACUUCGAAAGGAAGAGGCGGUUAUAUUCAAUACUGUCGUGUUAAGAAUGUUGUGUUGGAUAAUGUUCGGCUGGCGAUUGAGGCAAGUGGUCAGUUUGAAUCCCACCCGGAUGGGGGAUAUGAUCCUUCUGCUCUUCCGGUUGUGAAUGGAAUAACUUUUGAAAAUCUAUUUGGUAACAAUAUUACGGCUGCAGGGGUAUUUUUGGGUAUUGAUGGAUCUCCUUUCACUUCGAUUUGUCUCUCGAAUGUGUCUUUAUCGGUUUCGGACUCUUCUCCUUGGUUAUGUUCUGAUAUAUCGGGUUUCUCUGAGGCUGUUUCUCCUGAACCGUGUGAUAAUCUUAAGAGCACAAGUACGGCGUGCUACUUUCGCGAGCAAAGUCGUAAUCCAAUUGCUGUUUUAUAGUAAAACCGAUUCAACGCCACAUUUCCACUUCAAAUUUAAGUUGUGGGGAGUUCAUGAAAAUAAGUGAACUUUUUUUUUCUUCUCAAAUUCAUGCAUUUGUUACUUUGUUCUUGUGUAUAGAGAUUUUCGUGUUAGUCUUGUGUGAAACCCUUUGGUACAGUUUUUUUUACACUUGUAUGUGUGUUUUUUUUUUUUUUUUUUUCAUUUAUAGGGGUUUCUAUUGCAUAUUUUAUGUUCAUGGCAACACAUUUCUUGAUUAAUGAAAAUAUUCUUAUGAUUUUGUA